Lichtheimia ornata is the source of this 1584-nucleotide messenger RNA. RefSeq lists its product as uncharacterized. The record is from RefSeq and is a predicted model, not a curated record. NCBI's taxonomy places the organism in Eukaryota, Fungi, Mucoromycota, Mucoromycetes, Mucorales, Lichtheimiaceae. Gene Ontology annotation, biological process: transmembrane transport. Bases 1 to 1584 code for a protein of 527 amino acids. The transcript has 11 exons. Gene Ontology annotation, molecular function: transmembrane transporter activity.
AUGGUACAAAGGGCCGUUUUUGUAACCAGGAAGCGAGAAUCACAGCUUUGGGAUCUUGUCUUCUUUGCUCUCACAACUUUCAAGCGUUGUUCUUCGGUCCGGCCAUUCUACGAGGCAUUGCAAACAAGAGUCGCUCUUCAGAGUUCCGUGACUGUAUCCCACGAUGGCGAAAAGGAUGGCUGCCAACAGUCUCAAGACACAUUUACUCAAGAUGAAUCAAAACAAGAAAUCAAGAGUGAAAAGAGCAUCCGACAAGAAGAUGAUGAUGUGAGCAGCCAUACCCUUCCUGCAGAAGAUGAUGUAGAAAAGAACGAUGCUGCCAAAGACGAAGCACCAGAUGGUGGCUAUGGAUGGUUUAUCGUCCUGGGAGCCUUUUUAGUGCAAAUCAGCAGUUACGGCAUGACGUCUUCAUGUCUGUAUGAAACAACGCUAAUCAUCGUCUCACAAACAAAAGGUGUCAUGCAAGACUAUUACGAGCGAGAAGUCUUUGGUGACAAAGUAUCCAACGCAGCAUUCCAAUUGAGUUUUGUUGGUACUUUGAUCUCCGUAUUCGCCAAUUUGAUGGGUCCUUUAGCUACAAUCCUAUUAUCUUACUUUGGUACCAAAGUCGUUCUUAUCUUGGGCACGUUGUUCAUUGCCAUCGGCUUGUUUAUGGCAGGCUUUGCGACUGAGAUCUUCCAUCUUUACUUAACGCAAGGUCUUAGCUAUGGCAUUGGCAUGUGCUUUAUGUACAUUACUAUCAUGGGUGUUGCUCCCCAAUACUUCAACCGUAAACGAGGUCUUGCACUCGGCAUCAUCGCCAGUGGAUCUGGUAUUGGUGGCCUCAUCUUCCCCUUUGUCAUGACCCCAAUCAAUAAUAGUCUCGGAGCCGGAUGGACGUACCGUGUACUUGGAUUCAUUGUUUUGGCUUGCGAUAUCAUUGCCGUUAUCUUGGUGAAGGAUCGUAUCAAACGUCCUUUGUUCCAAAAGAAAAAGUUAAGCGAUAUCCUCAAGUUUGACGUAUUCAAGCAUCCACCCUAUAGAAUUUGGGCUCUUGCUGCAACCAUCCAGCUCAUGCCAUACUUUGUGCCAUUUUACUACCUCCCAUCAUAUGCAACAUGGUUGGGUCUCUCCGAUAAGCAAGGAUCAGCUUUAGUCGCUGUCACCUCGGCUAUGAACUUUGUUGGACGUAUCAUUUGCGGCUUUGUAUCCGAUCGCAUUGGGCCUAUUAAUACCGAUAUUCUCUACCUUACAUUGGCAUGUCUUGCCAACUUUUUAAUUUGGACAUUCGCCUACAGCUAUGGUGUGCUGAUGGCCUUUGCAGCUGUCUUUGGCUUGGUGUGUGGAUCCUAUUUCACUUUAGUAUCACCGCUGACCGCCUCCAUUUUGGGCAUGGAGAAGUUUCCCACGGGUCUUUCCUUUGUCAUUCUCUUCAAUGUCAUCUCCAUUUUCGGUAUCAACAUCUCCAACGCCAUCGAAGACGCUACGAGUGCCGAGCCCUUCUUCGCCUACAAGAUGUUCGCUGGUUCCAUUUACGCGGCUUCGGUGCUCCUCAUGCUUUGGUUGAAAUUCACGGUGAAUCGAAAAGUCUUUGUAAAGGUGUAA